GAUGAAUUUAAUUUAUAUAUUAUCAAUUAUAACGUUCACAAAUGCUAUCAGAGUUGCUAUAGUUGGCUCAGGCGCUGCUGGAUCUACAGCUGCGUAUUAUCUAACUAAAGCUGCUGAGCAGAAUGCGGGAGAUGUAGAUAUAGAUGUAUUUGAGAAACGCUAUGUAGCUGGUGGAAGAUCUCGUGUAGUUUUCCCACAUAACAAUGAAACAUAUGAUUCCGUCGAACUUGGUGCUAGUAUCUUUGUUGAUGCUAACAAGAAUAUGGUUAAAGCUGUCAAUGAUUUCGACUUUGACCUCGCAGAUAAAGGCACAGAUGGUUUUGGCAUAUAUAAUGGAAAGAAUUUCGUCUUCAAAUCAUCAUCAUGGACCUAUCUAGAUUACGUCAAGCUGAUCUGGAGGUAUGGUUUCAGUGCACCUCGUAAAGUUCAGACGCUAGUAAAGCAAGCCAUUGAUAAAUUUCUACUUCUCUAUAAUCCAGAAUUCAUACGCAACCACGGUCCCUGGGAACACGUAGAUGAUAUGCUUGCUGAUCUUGAUAUGAUCGAUCUAGUCAAAGAAGAUGCUCUGUCAUACUUCACGAACAGCCUAUUCGCUAAUGAGGUCGUAGAGGCAGCUACACGCGUCAAUUAUGGCCAGAACCUCGACACUAUUCAUGCCCUAGGUGCAUUGGUUAGUAUGGCUGGUAGUAAUGGAAUGUCAGUAGAAGGUGGUAACUACAAAAUCUUUGAGCGUUUUCUAGAAGAGUCGAAUGCUCAUGUUCAUUUCGGUUCCGAAGUUAUCGAUGUCCAAAGGUCCCGCAAUAACCAAUGGGAGGUAUACCUCACGUCUGGAAAGACUGCUGAAGAUUAUGACUACCUCAUUCUAGCCGCUCCCCUGCCGAUCUUUCAGGUACCAUAUGUAAAACUUCAUGUUACGCUACUCACGACAAACGCAACGACGUAUGCAGAUAAUGCACUACCAGGGCUAGGAGAGAACCCUCCUACUAUGAUACUGACGACUAACGAAGAAGCCAGGAAACACUCCAGUUACUUUACCAAGCCAAGCCCGCUUAAUUUCAAUAGCAUAAACUAUGUACAGCAGGCAAAGGAGGGCAGUGAUGAACAUGUGGUGAAGAUAUUUUCAGAGGAUGACGAUGCUUGGAGUGAUGGCGAUCUGCACAGCCUUUUUGGCGGUCCGCAAAACGUGAGAUGGAUACAUCGCCACACAUUCAACGCGUAUCCAUACCUACAGCCAAGGAAGCAGAUCGAGGACCUCCCGCCGUUUAAAAUCGAUGAAGGGUUGUAUUAUACCAACGUGAUGGAACCAAUGAUAUCGACUAUGGAAACGGAGACUAUUUCUGCUAGGAAUGUAGUCGGAUUGAUAUCCGCCAAGCUGAAUUGGACACGUGGUUGGAAAGACGCCUGCUUAAAUACAAAUUCUGAUUGGGUAUUUAUAAGUUGUUGAUUGUACAGCAUUAUUUUAUUUUAAGACAGGAACGACCACUUAGUUACGCGUUCGAGACUUAUAAAAC
This is a messenger RNA of Wallemia mellicola CBS 633.66, 1511 nucleotides long. RefSeq names its product FAD/NAD(P)-binding domain-containing protein. Gene Ontology annotation, biological process: prenylated protein catabolic process; prenylcysteine catabolic process. The annotation marks the transcript as partial. NCBI's taxonomy places the organism in Eukaryota, Fungi, Basidiomycota, Wallemiomycetes, Wallemiales, Wallemiaceae. The transcript has 9 exons. Gene Ontology annotation, molecular function: prenylcysteine oxidase activity. The record is from RefSeq and is a predicted model, not a curated record.